AUGAACUACUCGACUACUUCAACUGAUUGUAAUAAAAAUAAUAAUAAUAAUAAUAAUAAUAAUAAUAAUAAUAAUAAUAAUCAACAUUCCCGUGAAACUGAUGGUGCAUUAUACAUUUUAACACAUCCAUCUAAGCAGGUAAUAUUGAUGAAUAAAAACAAUAAUUCGAAUCGAUCACAUCAUGACAAUGAUCUAUCCACAUUUAGUUGUUAA
Molecule: messenger RNA, 213 nt
Organism: Schistosoma intercalatum
Lineage: Eukaryota; Metazoa; Platyhelminthes; Trematoda; Strigeidida; Schistosomatidae
Source: the annotation of a GenBank genome assembly